Linum trigynum is the source of this 2256-nucleotide messenger RNA. The record is from the annotation of a GenBank genome assembly. Lineage: Eukaryota; Viridiplantae; Streptophyta; Magnoliopsida; Malpighiales; Linaceae.
CCGAUUGAUCAAUAAGAAAUACGGAGAACGUUAACCACCGUGGAGUAAAGUCUCUCUAAGAGGCCGAACCACGCUAAAUCUCGUUUCUUGUCUUUGCUCUUUUGAUAUGCUGAUUUGAUUGUUUAACAUGGUAUUAGAGCCUCUCGUGGUUCUUCGUGUUUGCUCGUGACUAUCGAUUCGUGCUGCUCUCGUGAUCGGUGCUGUUAUUUGGGUCGUUAUUUGCUUCGUGCUGGUCUUGGGAUUUUCUUCUGUUGUGGCGGCGCUCAGGUGGUUUGAUUCUUGGACUAUUCUUCUAUUGUUUGGACUUCUCCCUACUGCUUCUAUUUGUUUUGGCGCUGGUUGUUCUUUGUGGUCAAUAUGGAUCAGGCUAAGGAUCUUGUUUCCUCUCGCUUGAAUGGCCGGAAUUUCCCGCUCUGGGAAUUCCAAUUUCGGGUCUUUGUUGAAGGGAAGAGAUUGUUCCCGUAUUUGGAUGGCUCGGCCAAGAAGCCUCUUGCGUCGGCCGAUGACAAGGAGCAGGCUGACUGGGCGGCUAAUAAUGCCCAGGUCAUUAGUUGGUUGUCGGCUGCUGUUGAACCAAAUAUAGCUCUUGGAUUACGUUCUUUUGCUACCGCUCAUGAAAUGUGGACGCAUAUAUUUGCCCUUCAUUCGCAGCAGAGUGCGUCGUGUCAAUUUGAAGUCUCGAAUGCUUUGGCCUUGUUGCAUCAGGGCGACAAAGAUAUACGUACGUACUAUCAGGAAGCUCUGCACCUGUGGACUGAGGAGGAUAUGCUGUCAGCUGCUUUGCUCAAAGGGGCUGUUCUGCAGGCGAUGAUGGCUGAACGACAACGCACCCAGUUAAUGAAUUUCAUAAUGAAGCUUCACCCGGAUUUUGAACCAAUACGGGCCUCUCUUCUGCAUCGGAAUGUGACCUCUAUGGAUGAAGUUUUGGCUGAACUGCUUAGGGAGGAGAUCAGGCUUCACAACCAAGCUCAACUGGACAGGUCAUCCUCUACUCCUGAGACUGUGUUUGCUGUUGGCCGGUCUGGAAAACCACAGUUUCAACGUCCUAUUCCUCCUCAUGUGGAAUGUCACUACUGUCGCGAAAAGGGCCAUGUUCAGAUUCAUUGUAGGCGUCGUAACUAUUGCAACUACUGUAAAACCUCCGGACACAUUGUUUUGGACUGUCCAUCCUUGGCUCGGCGUGGUAAGUCUACUGGUUCUAGUCCCCCUGCCCCUAGCCAUGGUCCCACUCCUCUUCCUGCUUUUGGCGUUCAGCUGCCAUCGGUUUUUGGUAGUUCCACGUCGGUGCCCACCCCUCCGCCUCUGCCCUCGGGAGUUCUUGGAGCUGCGCCAGCUGCGUCACCUCCUCUUUUGACGUCUGAAGCCUUGGAACAAAUGGUACAAGCUACGUUGCAGAAGGUUCUCCCUGGGGCCCUUCAUUCCGUGUUCUCCGUUCACUCCAAUGCGUCAGGUAAAUCCUCUUUAUGGCAUUUAGACUCCGCGGCAUAUAAUCAUAUGUCAGGUGAUCGUGAUGGCUUCAUGCAGUUGCGUCCUAGUCCGAGUAUUGAGUUACAGGUUGCUAACGGUGCUUGUCUCCCAGUUAGAGCUAUUGGUACAGUUGAAUAGUCUCCUAUUACUCUCUCGGACACCCUAUAUGUUCCAGGCUUGGUGCCUAAUCUCGUUUCUGUAGGACAACUCACUGAUAAUGGGUGCCGUGUGGUUUUUGAUUCGGCUGGCUGUCUGGUGCAGGAUCGGAGAACAGGGAAGAUAGUGGGUAGUGGUCGGAAGUCUGGAAGAACGUUUCACCUGGACUCGUUGCAGGCGUUGCGUUCGAAGACACUUGGUGUUGCUGGCUGUUCGUCGUCUUUGGAGAGUAGUAGUAGUCAUUGUUGGCCUUCUUGUUCGAGUAGUUCGGGUUUGGAUUUAAAUGUUUAUUCUGUUAAACCAUCGGAUUGGGACCUUCGGCAUUGUCGUUUGGGUCACCCCCAUACUGGUCGUUUGCAGACUAUGUUUCGGAACAAAUUACUUCCCGGUUGUCUGACUAGUAGUUCCAUUCCUACUCUUCCAUGUGUCAGUUGCAUUGAGGCUAAGACAAUUCAAACAUCUUUUGGUACUAGUGAGAUUGUUUAUUCUGAACCUUUUGAACUUGUUCAUACUGAUCUCUGGGGUCCUUCGCCGGUUACUUCGCGACUUGGGUUCAAGUAUUUUGCUCUCUUCAUUGAUCAUGCUACUCGUUACUGUUGGGUUUUCUUUCUGAAACAAAAGUCGGAAUUGCGC